Molecule: messenger RNA, 573 nt
Organism: Metarhizium robertsii ARSEF 23
Lineage: Eukaryota; Fungi; Ascomycota; Sordariomycetes; Hypocreales; Clavicipitaceae
Product: Cytochrome b561/ferric reductase transmembrane
Exons: 2
Coding region: 1-573 (190 amino acids)
Source: RefSeq, a predicted model, not a curated record
AUGGCCUCACAGUUCAACCCGAACAUUAUAUAUGCCGACCUCCCCAAAGUCCCCUCCCUGGCCAAGACCCACGGUAUCCUCAUGGGUUUGACCUUCGCCGUGAUUCUCCCACUCGGCGCCCUCCUCAUUCGAAUCCCCAAUGUGAAAUACGGGGUUUGGAUACACGCAGGAUGGCAGCUCAUCGGAUGGGCAUGCAUGAUAGCCGGCAUGGUCAUGGGCAUCCGUAUGGGAAAUAUUCUAGACAGGCUGCACAACAAUGCACACACCAUUCUGGGCACCAUCAUCGUCGUUGCGCUAUUGAUCCAGCCUUUCCUUGGGUAUAUCCACCACCGACGGUUUAUGAAAACCCAACGAAAGGGCAUAUGGACGCGCAUUCAUGUGUACUACGGACGGGUGCUGCUGAUCUUGGGAAUAAUAAACGGUGGUUUGGGAUUGCAGCUUGCUUCUGACUCUCCCGCCUACAGUCGCGCUGGGGAAAUCGCAUACUCGGUCGUCGCAGGAGUAGCAGGGCUUAUGUUACUUGCAAUUAUGGCGUUUACUUUUAGGCAAUCGUCGAAAACUGCAAAGACUUAG